UGAUGGCACUGUCUGCAGUGCUUAGGGGAGGGUAUGCUACUGAUAUUUUGGUCUCAAACUAACCCUACUGUAACUCUAAUUACAACCUAACCCUAUUCCUAAUUGCAGCCUAACCCUAUUUGCAUUUGUCGGUAUUGUGAAUGUCGCCAUAUCACAGUAUCGACAUUUGUAACAUGUCAACAUCCUGACAAGAACUCGUUAGAGGCAUGUAUCAUUGAACUUACCCAAAAUGAUAAUUUGAUCCUCAGAUGUCUAGUUCAUUUUUUGUCCAUCUUUUCAGAAUGCUGUAUGGAAAGCCGAAUGUCUUGAAGCCUGUGUAUACAGUAUUUGUCCAGACUCUUAUUGACACUGCUGAAAAGUUCUUCAUGGUGGGACAUAAUGUUAGCUAUUACAUCUUUACGGACCGUGCUGGUGACAUUCCCAAUAUCACUCUCAGUGAGGGCAGACACAUUGUCAUCCUAGAAGUGCCCAGCUACAAGAGAUGGCAGGAAGUGUCAAUGAGGCGCAUGGAGAUGAUACGAGACUAUGCUCGCCAAAGAUUCAUCAAUGAGGUGGACUACUUGGUGUGCUCAGAUGUAGACAUGGAGUUCAUCGACCAUGUUGGGGUGGAGAUUUUAAGUGAUGUGUUUGGCACGCUACAUCCUGGCUACUACAGAGGACCUCGUGAACACUUCACCUAUGAGCGCAGACGAGAGUCUACAGCUUACAUUCCUAGAGAUGAGGGCGACUUUUACUAUGCAGGAGGAUAUUUUGGUGGUACGGUGGAGGAGGUCUAUAAGCUGACCAACUUCUGCCAUAACGCUACGAUGACGGACAAGGAAAACCACAUUGAAGCCAUCUGGCACGAUGAGAGCUAUUUGAACAAGUAUUUUCUUUAUCACAAGCCAACAAAAAUUCUCUCUCCUGAAUACCUCUGGGUCUUCAGUUACGGAGUUCCAACAUACAUUCAGAGAAGAAGAUUUCUGGCACUUCCCAAAAACCAUAAUGCAAUCCGGAACAAACGGGCAUUAAAGUACAAACGUCAACAAAGAAUUUUAUAGCUAAUAUUUUGGGGCUAUUGUAGAAUUCCCAUAAAGCAGAAUGAUAUGUGUUGGAAGCCUUAACUAUAUGAAAACUUGAAUUAACUUAUAGUAUUUUAUGUGUAAUUUCUUCCCAUAGGUGAGCCACAGCCAAGUGUAAACCAACAAUAUAGUUACAGUAGCAAGAAGUUAUCAUACAAAGUUCAUCACUUCUCCAAAUGCAGCUUUGGGUCCAAGGCCAUCAGUGAUUAAAGUUUCAGGACACAUAAGACGCAAUGGAAUGGUCCAUGUUGAAGUAUGCGGGAUUACUAUGUAUAACUGAGAAAUACCUGUGCUGUAAGCACCUAUUGACAAAUGGGUUUUAAUUUCAACAAUGUCAUAAAGUCACCCGCUGAACAAUAAAUGGGUUAUAUUAGUUGACCGACUCAUACGGUUGCUGAAAAUAAAGUGUUACAGACACCAUUCUAAUUCUAACUCACUCGGGGUAAAUUGCAAGUUGUUAGCAAGGGGAAGAGAUGAUAAUAGCCAAGUCAUUUUAAAGGGCCGGAUUCAGAUAUGUACACACAUAUUGUGUUCUUGCAGCUGUUAUUAAAAACGAAAACAAGUGA
Pseudophryne corroboree (corroboree frog) is the source of this 1627-nucleotide messenger RNA. Its product is annotated as histo-blood group ABO system transferase-like. Gene Ontology annotation, molecular function: hexosyltransferase activity. NCBI's taxonomy places the organism in Eukaryota, Metazoa, Chordata, Amphibia, Anura, Myobatrachidae. The record is from RefSeq and is a predicted model, not a curated record. The transcript is spliced from 2 exons. Bases 249 to 1040 code for a protein of 263 amino acids. Gene Ontology annotation, cellular component: membrane; vesicle; Golgi apparatus. Gene Ontology annotation, biological process: carbohydrate metabolic process.